AUGGUGGUGGUGCUAGAGACUCUCAGAGGCAACUGGCGCCCGCGGGUGGAGGAGGGGAAAAAGGGACGUGGGGAGGACCGGCCGGCAGAGGGCGCUCGGGGCUCGCCGGACAACAGUACCACGGGGGAGGGGACCGAGGGUCAGCAGGACCCUGGAGGGGACGGUGGCACCAUCCUGAGGUCCCCCACCCUCCUCCACACCAGCCCACAGCCCCGCGUGAAUGUAGACAUCCCCCCUCUGCGGCAGUGCCAGGGUCCGGCCGCCGGUCCCCGCGCCCCCGUGGGCAGUCCCCUGCCUCCGCUCUUGGCCGGCGAAGUGUAUGAAGGUGGGAGCAACGUGGACCAGUUUGUGACCCGCUUCCUUCUGAAGGAAACAGCCAAUCAGAUCCAGUCGCUGCUCAGCUCCGUGGAAAGUGCUGUGGAAGCCAUCGAAGAACAGACCAGCCAGAUCCGACAGGACCACUGCCAACCCAGCCAUGGCAUCACCGAGAGCCGUUAUGGAGGACCCAGCCCUCCCUACAUGGCCAACCACAAGCUUGUGGCCCCGGAGCCGGUGAAGAGCCUGCCUGUGGCCACAGGGGAGACAAAGGAGGAGGGGCUGGAGGGCCAGAUAAGCCGGUUGGCAGAGCUGAUUGGGAGACUGGAGAGCAAGACUCUCUGGUUUGAUCUGCAGCAGCGCCUCUCGGAUGAAGAAGGCACCAACAUGCACCUGCAGCUGGUCAGGCAGGAAAUGGCCGUGUGCCCUGAGCAGCUGAGCGAGUUCCUGGACUCCCUGCGACAGUACCUCCGGGGCACCGCUGGAGAAAGAAACUGCUUCCACGUUGCCGCGGUGAGGAUGGCAGACGGCCUGACCUUUGUCAUCUACGAGUUCUGGGAGACAGAGGAGGAGUGGAAGAGGCACCUGCAGAGCCCUGUGGGCAAGGCCUUCCGACAUGUCAAGGUUGACACACUGAGCCAGCCUGAGGCGCUCUCCCAGAUCUCCGUGCCAGCUGCCUGGUGCACCUCAGGCCGAGACUGAUCCCUCCCGAGGCGCCCUGUUAAGGAGCCUACUGCUGCCCAACCGCCCCUCCCCCACAGGACACUACCCCUUUUCUAGAGACUUUGGCAAACAGCUGUCUUUUCAGUAUACUAAUAAAAGGAUACAUACUUCCCCCUGCUGUGGCCCGGAGGAGGCCCCUCCCCUGGCAUCCCCACACCUGACCUGACAGAGUGUACUGCCAGGAUGCUGGCAGCACAAAGUUAUUAGCAGGGAUGGCUUCCCACCCCAGCCAGCCUCUGGCCUCCCUGACUUCUUCCUAGCUGAGGCCAGCAGGGCCCACCUCAGAUAGGCAGGCGUCUUCCUUUUACCUCCCUCCUCUUCGAUGGCCCUCUACCUAAUAGGAGCUGUGAGACCCUGUAGUACCCAACCUAGGCUUGGGUAGAGCCCAGGUCCCCAGCCCAAGCUAGGACCACAGCCACCAAAUAAAGUCUGAUUAGGAACAGCGUGUCGUGUCUCUCUCCCUUCCCCAGCUGAAGGCAACUGGAGGGAGGAAGGAGAUAGCUGGGGAUGCCGUUGUGGGCAGCAGAGACUGGCUCUUAACCAGCCCUCCAAGCCUCAGUGUUCCUAGCUGUCAGUGGAGCAAUGCUUUGGGGUAGGCAUCUUGACAAGUGAGUUUGGGUGAUGCCUGGGCUACCUCAACUGUAACAGUUCAGAGGAACAGUGAAGUGGGGCUGGCUGGGUCAUUUGCAGGUUGACGGAACAGGGAAUCAACAGAAGUUGGUAAGGG
This is a messenger RNA of Psammomys obesus (fat sand rat), 1765 nucleotides long. RefSeq names its product N-terminal EF-hand calcium binding protein 2 (gene Necab2). The coding region runs from base 1 to 1017 and encodes 338 amino acids. The record is from RefSeq and is a predicted model, not a curated record. The transcript has 10 exons. Lineage: Eukaryota; Metazoa; Chordata; Mammalia; Rodentia; Muridae. Gene Ontology annotation, biological process: regulation of amyloid precursor protein biosynthetic process. Gene Ontology annotation, cellular component: cytoplasm.